AUGGCAAUGCACGAUUCGGCAUUACUGAAUGCUCUGAUCGCGUGGUCCUCCUCUCAUCUUUCGUUGCGUGACAAGGCUUUCCACCAAGUCGCCAUGCAUAAUCGGCUGGCGGCCCUUCGGGAUCUGCGUCUGUCUCUCCAGUCCAGUCCUGAAAAUGUGGAGAUCAAUCUUGCUAUUACGUUAGUGCUUUGCUCUAUGGAGAGCAUCAUGGCAGAUAACGACAAAGCAUGGUAUCUGCAUCUGAUGGGCGCGGCUGGUAUUAUCUCAUCUCGCACGUCCAUUGAGCCUGGAAGUGACUUGCAAUCUUCACAGCUUCUUCGAAGCUUCGAGGAUGCUACCACAGGUCGAUGGCUUUUACGCAACUUUGCAUAUCAUGACCUCUUAAUGGCAGUAGCCUUGGACCGGAUGCCGCUCCUACCUUCUCAUCUGUUUGUCCAGCUUGACAAAGGACCAAUGGCUGAUUCAUACUUUGGCCUGGCUUCCGAGAUUCUGGAAAUUCUAUACUCGAUCAUCGACCUGAACGCCAAAGUCAAAUCCUUGAAACCCCAAACAUCCAACGAUACAAAUGCCACCCCCAUCUCUAUUCCCGACAUAUCAACAACUUUCAAAUCCCUCGAAUCCCGUCUGAAGGCCUGGACCUGCCCAUCAUCAAAUGACACGUCCUUAAUAUUGCUAGCUGAAUCAUACCGCAGUUCAGCCCUUCUAUAUCUGUACCGAGUGGCCCGUCGAGGCCUCCCCAACCAGGUAGACAGCCUGUCUCUCAAAAUCACUCAUGAGGUGGGGGAAAUGGUGGCCAACAUCGAUAAAAUGCCGACUCGAAGUCUCCCUGAAUGUACAUUACUAUUCCCAAUUUUCCUCGCAGGAGGCGAAGCCACCGAAGAAACGCAUAUCAAAAGCAUCCAGCACAAAAUGCACGAUAUGAUCGAGUCUCGCGGAUUCCGAAACGUCGAAGUAGCACUCGGAGUUCUAGAAAAGCUAUGGCGCUUGAACCUCGAACGCAAGACCUCACAAGUGAAAGGAACAGUGGACUGGCUGGACAUUGUACAACAAGACGGAGUGUUACUAUCACUCUCAUAA
Molecule: messenger RNA, 1077 nt
Organism: Penicillium nucicola
Lineage: Eukaryota; Fungi; Ascomycota; Eurotiomycetes; Eurotiales; Aspergillaceae
Product: fungal specific transcription factor domain-containing protein
Exons: 1
Coding region: 1-1077 (358 amino acids)
Biological process (GO): positive regulation of transcription by RNA polymerase II
Cellular component (GO): nucleus
Molecular function (GO): transcription cis-regulatory region binding; DNA-binding transcription factor activity
Source: RefSeq, a predicted model, not a curated record